Messenger RNA from Mercenaria mercenaria, 900 nucleotides. RefSeq names its product outer dense fiber protein 3-like. NCBI's taxonomy places the organism in Eukaryota, Metazoa, Mollusca, Bivalvia, Venerida, Veneridae. The transcript has 5 exons. Bases 105 to 848 code for a protein of 247 amino acids. Gene Ontology annotation, cellular component: cytoskeleton. The record is from RefSeq and is a predicted model, not a curated record.
UUGAUAAACGCAAAACGAUCCCGAAUGUAUUGCCUGGUAACACGUGACGCCGGAAAGUUAUUUUCCCGUCGUACUUCAAAACCAGUUGAAUUUAUUUGAUUUUCAUGCCUGAAACGGACCAAGUGUGUAAAUAUCGGCAUAUUGCAGCAAAGGAAAGGGGACCUGGACCUGGCCGGUAUGCACUUCCGCCGACAUUGGGUUUUUCUAGCCAUGAUGCAACGAAGAAAAUGGAACCAGCCUACUCAUUUGGCAGACGACUUAUUCAUAAAGCCAUAAAGGAUAGCCCCGGUCCGGCUUAUUUCAUCAAUCCAAGGAUAACUCGACAUGGAAAAGACGGUACACCCAGCUACUCUCUGCUUUCCAGACAAUCAGAUCUACAAACGUUUAAGACCCCGUCUGCCAGAGCCUAUUACCCGGAGAAAGUGCAUCCUCAAGGUGAAAAGAUAGCGCCAAAAUAUUCUAUAGGGUUCAGAACCAGAUUCCGGAAGUUAGACCAAAAUCCACCAUCGAGCAAAUAUAUCUUGCCCACAGUGCUGGGACCAGCACAGCCGAACAAAUUGUCUGCACCGUCUUACUCUAUGACAGGACGGUCGAAAAUAGGAUGUUACCUAGAAGAUCUUGCCAAUGCGCCGGGACCAGGACACACCACGAAAGUGGAAACCGAUGUUUACAUGUCGAAAGUCCCGCACUACUCCCUUAGAUCUCGAACCUUCAUGCCACAUGACGGCGUGAAAAAACCAGGCCCCGGAGCCCAUUUUCCCGAAAAUGUGAAAAUAAACAAACCAAAUGCGCCAAGUUAUUCUCUCGGCGUCCGGCAUGCGGAAUAUGUUUGUCCUCUAAUAACAUAAGUUACUUUUAAAUAAAAAAAAUAUGCGUUAAAUAAAAUGAUUAGGUAAACAA